Molecule: messenger RNA, 1526 nt
Organism: Saprolegnia parasitica CBS 223.65
Lineage: Eukaryota; Oomycota; Saprolegniomycetes; Saprolegniales; Saprolegniaceae
Exons: 8
Coding region: 23-1489 (488 amino acids)
Biological process (GO): mRNA processing
Molecular function (GO): RNA binding
Source: RefSeq, a predicted model, not a curated record
GUGGAAGCAUGGCGACGUCGGAAUGCCACCGGAGACAGGCCCGCUCAACGUCUUCGUCGGCAAGCUGCCGCCCGACCUCCAUGACAACUACAUCCGCGGCCUCCUGGACCGCGUGGGCACGGUCGUGGCCUGGAAGCGCACGACGGACCCAAUCUCGGGCAAGCCGAAAGGCUUUGGCUACUGCACGUUCAGCGGCGGCCUCGACGUCAUUCGCGCGCUGAAGCUCCUCGACGGCUUCUCGAUCGACUCGAAGAACAUUUUGCUCAAGGUCGACACGACGACGCAGGCGCGGCUCGACGAGUACUGGAACGCGAUCCCGAUUGCGCUGCGCAUCGAAGAGGAGCGGAAGAACGAGCGCGUGGCGGAUAUCCUCCAGCGCCUCUACGAAGAGCGCAGCUCCCUUCAUGGCGGCUACAACAAUGACAUUGCGUCGUGGGGAGACCUCGUGAGCGUCGACGCGCCCGAAGUCAAGGAGCAAGUGCGCGGAGGUAUGAUCAUGAACGAAGUCGAAAAGUUCCGCCUCGCGCAGGAGGAGCGCACGCAGCAACUCGAAGCCAAGCGACUCAAGAUGAUCCAAGAGCGACUUCGACAAGAAAAGGAAGACAAGGAAAAAGAGGCAGUCGUCGAGGCAACGACGGCUGCGACGCCGCCCGCGCCGGAAGAGAAGAAGCCCGAGCGCGACCGGUCCCGAUCCACGGGGCGCCGAGACCGCCGGGAUCGGGAUCGCAGGGACAGUCGCCGCCGGUCGCGUAGCCGCAGUCGAGAGCGCACGCGCACGCGUCGGUCGCGGUCCCGAAGCCGCGACCGGCGCCGUGACCGCCGCAACAGCGCCGAGGACUCGCCGCGCCCAAAGCCGACCAAGGAACCCGAGCCAGCGCCCACGCCGGCGGCCCCCGCCUCAGUGCCACCGCCGCCGCCGCCACCGCCGAAGCCCUUCGCGCCGCUCAAGAAGAUUGAGCUCAAGCUGAGCGCCAAGAAGGAUCCGAAAGACGCCAAGGCGACCGGCGCAGCGGCGUCGACCCCCGUCUUUGCGGUCGAAGACGACGCGGAACUCAAGCCCCAGCGGGCGUACGUCCCGUUGGACUACUCGGAGGAAGAGCGUCGCGCCGCGCUCAUUGACGCUCAAGUUGCGCGGUCCAUCGCGCGCAUCAACAGCCGCACGAACGACCCCAAGAGCAUCGUCGAGCGCAUCCCCAAGGACACGAAGGGGCUCUUCAAGUACCCGCUCGACUGGGCCGCGGUCGACAAGCAUGGCGUCGUAUCCGCCAAGAUGGCGCCGUGGGUCGAAAAGAAGGUGGCCGAGUACCUCGGCGAGGCGGACGCGGCGCUUGUCUCGUUCAUCGUGACGCAGCUCACGGGCCAUGCGAGUCCGUCAACGCUCAUCGAUGGUCUCUCGCCCGUGCUGGAGGCCGACGCCGAGCCGUUCGUCGUGUCGCUCUGGCGCCGGCUCGUCUUUGAGGCCAUCUCGGCCGACGUCGGUCGCAACUAAGACGCUAAGACGCUUCUAUUUGAAUUUACGCACGUCC